AGCUCAUCACAGCUCAGCUCAUCACAGCUCAGCUCCUCACAUCUCAGCUCCUCACAGCUCAGCUCAUCACAGCUCAGCUCAUCACAGCUCAGCUCCUCAGUCACAGACAGCCAACAGCAUGGACACCAAGAUCAUCCUCCUUCUCCUGGUCACAGCCCUCGCUGCUCUCCACACCACACAAGGGUUUCCAGCAUUCCCACCUAUCUCAUGUUGCACCCGGGUGGUUAAUUACUUCACCAAACACCUGGGGAAACGGGUCACGAAAGUGGAGAUUCAGAAAACUAAUCACUGCACGAUCAAGGCCGUUGUGCUUCACAUACGCAAACGUAAGCUUUGCGUGGAUCCCAAUAACAAGGUUCUGAAAAAGUGGCUGAAGGCGAGAAAGAUCCCCAUGUGAGGGUGUGCGAGCGACGACCAGGACGAGGGGAGGGGAAGGGGAGAUCCCGGAUGGAAGUGAACCCCAACCACGGAAAGCCCACAUGUGCCACUUGCUCCGAGGCCUUCAGUCAUCCAGACACACAGGCCUCUCGCCUACACCUGUCCCGAGCACCAACUGAGCGCAGUGAUUCGGGCAGGACUGCACUUUAAGACACUCACACUGUGAAACGUUCUGUACACGCCUUAUACACGCCUCUUACACACUCUGUACAUGUGUGCAAUGCAAUAUUUAUCACCGUUGUUGGUCAGACCGAUUUAAUAAAUAACAGUUUUUGUUAA
Molecule: messenger RNA, 717 nt
Organism: Callorhinchus milii (elephant shark)
Lineage: Eukaryota; Metazoa; Chordata; Chondrichthyes; Chimaeriformes; Callorhinchidae
Product: C-C motif chemokine 28-like
Exons: 3
Coding region: 119-397 (92 amino acids)
Biological process (GO): immune response
Cellular component (GO): extracellular region
Molecular function (GO): chemokine activity
Source: RefSeq, a predicted model, not a curated record